Messenger RNA from Brachypodium distachyon (stiff brome), 1218 nucleotides. RefSeq names its product jacalin-related lectin 9. The record is from RefSeq and is a predicted model, not a curated record. Gene Ontology annotation, molecular function: carbohydrate binding. The coding region runs from base 98 to 1027 and encodes 309 amino acids. NCBI's taxonomy places the organism in Eukaryota, Viridiplantae, Streptophyta, Magnoliopsida, Poales, Poaceae. The transcript is spliced from 4 exons.
UCACCAUCCAUCUCCACACACCAGCCUAAUUGCCUAAUUGAACACCCCCCCCACCACCACCAAUCAGGUGAUAGAUCUUUUCUGUAGGUGGGUAGCCAUGGCCAAUCCUUCCUACUACCAAACUGGCCCUGUCAGCCAGGAGGUCCAGGAGAAGGAGCAUCUCCUCCACCUGUACAUGUACCAGCGCUUAGAAGGAUCACCAGAUGGUAACCAGAAAGUUAUAGUGAAUCCAAACCUCCCCCAUUUGUUUGGCUGUCUGGCUGUUAACGACUGGGCCAUAUAUGAUGGCAUUCUACCCAAUGCAAACCUUGUCGCACGUGCCCAAGGCCACCAUAUUGGGGCUGGCAGCAGUGGCGAAAGCUGGACGUUUCUUACCAACUUUGUGUUCGUCGAUAAGAGGUUUAAGGAGUCCAGCCUUCAGGUGCUUGGGACUAUAGUACAAGAAACACCACAAAUAGGCGAGUGGGCAAUCAUCGGUGGCACUGGAGAGUUUGCAUUUGCACAAGGGAUCGUCAGCUUCAAGAAGAUCCAAGAGCUAAACAGAGCCAACAUCAGGGAGCUGAAUAUCCGCGCUAUCUGUCGCUCCUUCCCCAAACCGACCCCAGUCAAAGUUGGACCGUUGGGAGGGAAAGGAGGGCAAGCUGUUGACAUCCCAGAGCCACCUAAGAGUCUACUGAGUGUGACAAUCCGAAGCGGGGCUGUGAUUGAUUCAAUUGCAUUUACCUAUGUUGACCAAGCUGGUAAGAGCCAAUCGGCUGGUCCAUGGGGUGGUUCUGGUGGUGCUGCCGAAACGAUCCUGCUAGCUCCUAACGAGACCGUGAAGAAAGUUUCUGGAACAACUGGUGACUUUAAUGGAGCCACUGUUGUGACAUCACUUAGCAUUGUCACCAAUGUUAAAACAUAUGGACCUUUCGGAAAUGUAAACGGCUCUCCGUUUAGCAUCCCCGAGAAGGAUGGUGGCAGCGUUGUUGGCUUCUUUGGGAGCUUCGGUUCACUUGUCGACGCGCUUGGAGUUUAUGUUGCAUGAUCCAUCAAUUGUAAACUAGAUUGAGGUGUUUCUAAGAAAUAAGUUGCUUUCCAGAGUACCAACAAUAAGGAUGGACAUGUUGUCCUCAUUAGUCAUUACAUUUACGCCUUACUUUUCUUACACCGUGUGUGCUUUAACCAUGUUGUAUGGGAAAAAUAAAGUUCUAAGUUAAGUGAUGUUAUUUCGUCUCA